GAGAGGCAAACGUAUCCUCUUCAGAAGUCGUCGCGAAAUAAGCGAAGCUCAUAACAAUGCGGCCACGCAGUCCUGCUACGGCGCCUCUGGUGCUGCUGUUUCUGCUGCUUCGGUGUUGUGUGUCGAAUUCAUCCGCGGCAGGCCAACACAAUCGGCCCAGCAACCGGGGACACCGCAACGUGACCUGCUUCCAGUGCAGCUGGCUGGCCGAGCAUCCGGUGGACACAAAUCGUAGCAAGGAGGUCAUCAAGCGCUGGAAGACGGCGUACGCAGACUCCGAGAAAGUCAUCGACAACCCGUUCAAGCCGCCUCUGCUGGGCAUCGAGACAUUCGCCGAGAUGCCCACCAGGGAGAAACUGGCGGCGCACUGCAACAACUGCAGCAAGCUGGACGGCAUGUGCGCACGCUGGACCUUCUACGGGAACACGGGCAAGCCAGCGAACGUAACGUGGAUGUGCGUCAACGGCAAGCAGACGGGCUGCUUCACGGAGCAUGUGUCCAGCCACUUCGUGAAGGAGGUGUGCUUAUGCGCCGAUAGGCACCACUGCAACGCUGCCACUGCGGGAAACGCCGUGUCUCUACUUGCCGUGCUUCUGUGGACGACACUGACCGUGGCGUCUUGUACGGGACUCUCUUGAGAUCGCGCACGAAGGGGGAUCCAUACGCGCAUUUCGUUUAAUUCAGCAUGGAAUCAGGAGAAACAACUGAACAGAAAUACCUUAUGCGAAUACUGUUUAUCCAAUACCCAGAAUUUCGAGGCAUACAGUUACAGAUUCUUCUUGGAUCUCAUUUUUGGAGUCUCCGGCAAAUUUUCAUGCAAGUCGCGUGGCGAAAUCCAUGACAACAGAAUAUCGUCGAAUGGAUGGCGAUGUGCAAAUACUCAAAUUACAAAUUCUCCUCAAAAUAAUUUUCGGAAGGUGAAUUCUCAAAAUGAUGAGUUUCUUUAGUUUCUUGACGUGCGGUCGAAGCUUAAUGCGUGCAGGGACCAGUGUUCAGAAUAAGCCACGCAACGAGUCCGUAGGCUGCAGGAGAAGCGGCCUAUUGUUUGUUUGAGGACAGGGAGACGACGGAAUAAGUUAGAAGGCGCUCUGCAAAUAUUUGGAUAUUUGAAUUUUGUAUACACAGACUUAUGCUUCGCUUAGUCAGCCCCUUCUCUAUAUUUCCAGCUCAUAUAUGGAGCGGACAUAGCCGCUUCUUCCUCUAACACAUGCAAAUAAUUCGCGGAAUCUUCAUCUUUGAUGAUGUACCACUCGCUCGUACCGUAGCUUAUCAAUCACAGACGGAUGUCUAAAAACAGUUUUGCAAUCUUUAAAGACUGACACUUGCUACAUGAAUGCAUCCGUACUCUUCUAUUUCAGGAUCUCUUUGAUUACGUUAUUGAUCUGUCAUUUUUUUGUCAAAAAAUACAUAACGAUGCCU
Messenger RNA from Rhipicephalus sanguineus (brown dog tick), 1419 nucleotides. RefSeq lists its product as uncharacterized. The transcript has 3 exons. The record is from RefSeq and is a predicted model, not a curated record. Bases 57 to 638 code for a protein of 193 amino acids. NCBI's taxonomy places the organism in Eukaryota, Metazoa, Arthropoda, Arachnida, Ixodida, Ixodidae.